AUCUCCCAAUGUCCACAAAGAACCCGUUGCCUUUCACGGGCUUUCCAGCAGGCGUCCUCUGAGCCACCUGGGGGAACGGUCCAUUCAGCUUCCGCUUCCGGGAGGAGAGUGCGCAGGCAGUUUCGGUUGUCUGGAAGGCAGGCAGGGAGUCUCGCGGCAUGCGCGCUUUUGAGUUGGGACGGGUCUGUGGGCAGGUCUUACAGAGGCACAGUUUUGUUUCCUUUGCCUGUCACUGUAUCCAGUUGUCAUCUUUGAAUUCAUCCCCUAUUGGCUUUCCUUGGUCUCUUCAGUGCCUGGGGUGCAGAUUGGUUGGUACCAGUUCUGAUCAAAGUGAAAUGAGCUUGUGCCUUGCUAGCUCCAACCCAGAUAGCAGUGAUGGUCCUCAAAAGUUCCUGGAGAUUUCUCCUACAGAGCACCAGAGACCAGUUGACCACAGCCACCCCAGGAAGAUGGUUGAUUCAUUCUUGGACAUGGGGUUCAGUCAUGUUCAAAUAAAGGAGUUGUUCAGUAUGCAGCCCAGGCUACCUUCUCAGGCUAGGGUGGCUGUAGUUUCUGAACUCCUCCUCCUGGGUUUAAGCACUGAUUCCAUAUUGAAAAUCCUACAAAAGAAUACUGAACUGCUGAGAAUGCCAUCAAAGCACCUAAAGGAUCGUGCAGAUUUUCUGAGGAAACUGAACUUUAAGGAAGGUAGUCUGAAUCACAUUGUGAUUAACUGUCCAAGCAUCUUCACCUUACCCCAAAGGAGAAUUGAGGCCAUAAAGAAUCUCCUCAAGGAAAAAUGUCUCUUCACGGUUCAGCAAGUAUCUAAAAUUCUACAAACAUGCCCAAAUGUCCUGCUAGAAGACCUGGAUGAUCUAGAAUACAAAUUCCAGUUUGCCUAUUUCAGGAUGGGAGUUAAACACAGGGAAAUAGUGAACUCUGGUUAUUUCCAGUCAUCGCUGGCUGAGAUCAAGAAUCGAUCCAUCUUCUUAGAGCGCUUGGGACUCUAUCAAACACCUGAUAAGAAGGGACAGACCCAGGUUAUGAACCCCAAACUGAAAACCUUAAUCAGGGCUUCUGAAAUUGACUUUGUGACUAAAAUAGCCAGCUCUACAAUUGAGGAGUAUGAGAUUUUUAAGAAAUUACUGGCCCGUGAAGAAGAACAGAAGUGGAAUGAGGAUGGGACAUUGAAAGUUGAACUUUCAGACAUAGAGAGUGAUGAAGAAUCAGAUGCAGAAUGAUUUGAAAUUAAAUGGAUGCAAUUUA
Molecule: messenger RNA, 1245 nt
Organism: Heteronotia binoei (common prickly gecko)
Lineage: Eukaryota; Metazoa; Chordata; Lepidosauria; Squamata; Gekkonidae
Gene: MTERF4
Product: mitochondrial transcription termination factor 4
Exons: 4
Coding region: 159-1220 (353 amino acids)
Biological process (GO): regulation of DNA-templated transcription; mitochondrial ribosome assembly
Cellular component (GO): mitochondrion
Molecular function (GO): double-stranded DNA binding
Source: RefSeq, a predicted model, not a curated record